AUGUACCAAUUUUAUACAAAUAUCGCGAUAAUCCUUCGAGGAUAUCUAAUUAUUUAUUCUCUCAUUGGUUUCACAUGGUUGGUUACGUGCGAUACAAUCUUAAAAGAACCGACUGUGCUAAUUGGAGUCCUUGUUAGAAAUAAGGCACACACGUUGCCAUAUUUUCUCAGUUUAUUGGAGCACCAAGAUUACCCAAAGAAGCGAAUAAGUUUUUGGAUACGCAGCGAUAACAAUGUUGACAAUUCGAUCGAGAUUUUGAACAAAUGGAUCAGUUCGAGGAGGAAGAUGUAUCAUUCGAUGAAUGUUCACUUGAAUGCAUCGUCGACAGGUUUCGAAGACGAGAGAUCGAUCGUCGAUUGGUCACCUCGCAGAUUUGCGCAUAUAAUAGGUUUGCGUGAACGAGCGCUUGAUUAUGCGAAAGAAAUAUGGGCAGAUUUUAUUUUGAUGCUGGAUGCCGACGUUUUUUUGACCAAUCCAAGCACUAUUCGUAAUUUGAUAGAUAAGGGACACACUGUUGUUGCGCCUUUAUUGAGGUCGGACGGCAUGUAUAGCAAUUUUUGGGCCGGAAUGACGGCGGAACAUUAUUAUUUGCGAACGGAACUCUACGAACCGAUCCUAUUUCGCGAAAAAAUUGGUUGCCACAACGUGCCUAUGAUUCAUAGUGCGGUACUCAUAGAUCUGAGAAGACGCUACUCCGAUUAUCUCACCUAUAAAGCCGAAAAAUUGGUCGGUUAUGAUGGACCAGUGGACGAUAUCAUAACUUUUGCCAUAGGAGCAAAUAAAUCAGAUGUAUCAUUGUUCGUGUGUAACGACGAUGUUUAUGGUUUUGUUAUGGUGCCUUUGGAGAAUGAUGAGACUAUCGCAGAAGAUAUGCAACGGUUGACUAAUACUAAGGUGGAAAUGUUAGCAUUUAGCGAUUAUUUGCCAUUGUUGGAUGAUUUAAAAGAAUUCGUGAUAUAUCCGGAGAAAGACACUCUAGGUCUGGAUCAUAUUUAUAUGAUAAAUCUGUUAAGAAGACCAGAGAGACGUAGAAGGAUGCAGAGACUUUUCCAAGAACUCGGCAUUGAAGCGGAAAUUAUAGAUGCUGUGGAUGGUAGGACUUUGAACGAGAGUUUCCUAAAGAAAUGGGGCGUGAUACCGAUGUCCGAAUAUUCGGAUCCUUAUCAUAAAAGACCAAUGACAAUGGGCGAGAUUGGCUGUUUUUUGAGUCACUACAUCAUAUGGCAAAAGAUACUAGAGCACGGUUACAAAAACGUUAUGGUAUUGGAGGAUGAUGUUCGCUUUGAGCCAUUUUUUCGAGAGAAAGUCGAUUACGUUUUGGCGGAAUUGUCUAAUCUCAGACUUGAAUGGGAUUUGAUAUAUAUGGGAAGAAAAAAGUUGGUAAAAUCAGAAAAUCUAGUGGAAGGAUCUAAAUUCCUGGUACAAGCAGGAUACAGUUACUGGACUCUUGGUUACAUCUUGUCGGAAAACGGAGCAAAGAAACUGAUCGAUGCUAUGCCUCUCGGGAAAUUAAUUCCUGUUGACGAAUUCCUUCCCAUUCUUUCGGACAAGCAUCCUGAGAAACAAUGGGCGUCUCAAUUUCCUACUCGAGAUUUGAUUAUCUUAUCUACCAAUCCACUUUUAAUUUAUCCGUCGCAUUACACCGGUGAGGAUGGACACAUUAGCGAUACGGAAGACUCGAAACUUGUGCAUAAUACUUUUACGCCUAUAGAUAAUUUGGAAAGUAGAGAAGAACUAUAAUUAAAGAGAAACCAUAAGAUAAAAAAAAAUAGCAAUUUGUCUAGUCGAUAAAAUUUGCCAAUAAUCCAUUUUAUAUUAACAACAAAUUAAAAAAAUUUUUAACGUAAAUACUUAUACUGCCAUUACAUUGCCAUAUAUCAUUAAUUUGUAGUUUAUAAUUGAUUAGUGUAUAAAAUGGAGCCAUUUUAAUGCCAGUUUUUUUAUUAUUAUACAAACAACAAUAGUAAUGCAGUGGCGAAAGUAAAUACCUCCCUGCGUUGAUCUUACCUCGCCACGCACUUAUACUAAGCUCAAACGAUUCAAAGAUAUUUAGGAAUUAAUUUCUUGUUAAUUAUUGCGAAAAUUGUAAAUUUAUACAGGACUUUUUUAUUCAAUUCAGCCUAUCUAUGAGAAAUGAUGUAGUCGUUAUCAGACAUUCAUAUAUCUAUGUACAGAA
This is a messenger RNA of Cyphomyrmex costatus, 2176 nucleotides long. Its product is annotated as glycosyltransferase 25 family member. The record is from RefSeq and is a predicted model, not a curated record. The transcript has 10 exons. The coding region runs from base 1 to 1740 and encodes 579 amino acids. Lineage: Eukaryota; Metazoa; Arthropoda; Insecta; Hymenoptera; Formicidae. Gene Ontology annotation, molecular function: procollagen galactosyltransferase activity.